GACCACAUGAACCGCUGACGAUCAAACUGAAGCUUCGCCUUAGCCAAAUUAUAGAUGUGCACGAAAUUGACCAAAUCAUGACAUGCUCAGUGUGGCUGAAGCAAGUGUGGAUCGACAAGAAGUUAUCUUGGGAUCCGAAAAGCUACGGUGGCGUCAGCGUGCUCUAUGUGCCUUAUGAGAUGAUUUGGGUUCCUGACAUUGUUCUGUAUAAUAACGCUGACAGCAACUAUAACAUUACCAUCUCUACGAAAGCUACCCUGCACUAUACCGGAGAAGUCACGUGGGAACCUCCAGCUAUAUUCAAAAGCAUGUGUCAGAUCGAUGUCAGAUGGUUCCCCUUUGAUGAACAACAA
Cylicostephanus goldi is the source of this 353-nucleotide messenger RNA. Lineage: Eukaryota; Metazoa; Nematoda; Chromadorea; Rhabditida; Strongylidae. The record is from the annotation of a GenBank genome assembly.